AUGUUGCGUGGAAAGCCGAAAAAAUCGGAGGAUGCCGAGGAGAUCGGCAGCACCGGCGGUGGGCCCGUCAAGCAGCGACGGCCAAAGUGCGCGAGGUGCAGGAAUCACGGGCUCAUAUCGUGGCUGAGGGGCCACAAGCGCGAGUGCCGUUACCGCGAGUGCUUUUGUCCAAAGUGCUCGCUCAUCGCCGAACGACAGAGGGUCAUGGCUGCCCAGGUAGCAUUGAAGCGACAGCAGGCGGCCGAGGAUGCGAUCGCCCUGAGCAUGGCGAAAGUGACGACGGGCCAGAAGCUGAGCCGCCUGCCCCCGGGCAAGAUAUUCGGGAUGACGGUCACCGAGCCGGACACCACGAGCCCCAGGGCCAAGUUUGAGCCGACCCAAGGUGGCGGAGGUGCUGCGGGGGGUAGUGCAAGUACUGUACUCCGUGGCGAUGAUCGCAACCCCCAAGGAGCACCGGAUGCCGCUCGGAAGGACGAGCUACGCAGUGACGAGGAGGAGGAGGAGGAGGACAAGGGCGCGAUCGAAUGCCCCAAGCAAUGCAAGAGCGAAGACUCACAGAGCAGCCCGGCGGUGUCCCAAGCAUCCGUGGACACGCUGGCCCGGCUGUUCCCGGCGACGAAGCUGUCGGUCCUCCAGCUCGUGCUCCAGCGCUGCAACCAAGACCUGCUCAAGGCCAUCGAGUACUUUGCCAGCACCGGUGGUGGCGGCUCCGAGCGUGUGUCUGCCUUUCGACCCCCCCGACGAGUGGCUGAUGCCGCGGGUGACAAGACCAGUGGGACCGAUUCGGUUGCUCGGCCGUUUUACACGGCUGGCUUGCAUGACCCUCCCCUCGGCUGCUGUUUCGUGAACGUGAUGUCGGACGCCACGCUGCCCCGAAGCCUCGAGGUUUGCGCAGCGGCUGGUUUUACCCUUCAAAACGGGAAACAACAACAGCAGCAGCAGCAGCAGCAACAGAGUCCCUACGAGCGAGGCUUUUUCGACGGUGCCCAACUGCAACAGCCACCCUCGGCCCAGUUGCAGCAGCCCCAGAGGCCGAUUUUUCACCUGCCCCCUUUCGUCCCGCGCGUACCCUGCGUCCAGCCAAACUGCUUGCUCUGCUACAAGUUCACCUGA
Molecule: messenger RNA, 1113 nt
Organism: Copidosoma floridanum
Lineage: Eukaryota; Metazoa; Arthropoda; Insecta; Hymenoptera; Encyrtidae
Product: doublesex- and mab-3-related transcription factor A2
Biological process (GO): sex differentiation; regulation of transcription by RNA polymerase II
Cellular component (GO): nucleus
Molecular function (GO): DNA-binding transcription factor activity, RNA polymerase II-specific; RNA polymerase II cis-regulatory region sequence-specific DNA binding
Source: RefSeq, a predicted model, not a curated record